This is a messenger RNA of Brassica napus (rape), 1257 nucleotides long. RefSeq names its product cytosolic sulfotransferase 12-like. Gene Ontology annotation, cellular component: cytoplasm. Bases 141 to 1112 code for a protein of 323 amino acids. Gene Ontology annotation, molecular function: sulfotransferase activity. NCBI's taxonomy places the organism in Eukaryota, Viridiplantae, Streptophyta, Magnoliopsida, Brassicales, Brassicaceae. The record is from RefSeq and is a predicted model, not a curated record. Gene Ontology annotation, biological process: sulfation. The transcript has a single exon.
UCAUUCUAUUUUGGCAAAAUUUCCUAAUUUUUUUUAAUAUCCAAGUAAAUAAAGACAACAAAGACAACCUCAAUAACAUAGAGCUAAAGGAAAUAGAUCUCAAGUUCUAACAUUUUCAGGAGUUAUCUAUACUCUUGAGAAUGGCAUCAUCAUCUGUUCCUGUUUACUUGAAAGAUGAAAACCUAACACAAGAAACAAGAGAUCUACUUUCUUCUCUUCCAAGCGAGAAAGGUUGGUUAGUCAGUCAAAUGUAUCAAUUCGAAGGAAGUUGGCAGACACAAGCUCUGGUACAAGGAAUCGUGAACUGCCAGAAACACUUUGAAGCCAACGAUUCCGACGUUAUCCUCGCCACCCUUGCUAAAUCAGGCACUACUUGGUUAAAAGCUCUUCUCUUUGCUCUCAUUCACCGACACAAGUUCCCAGUUUCUGGCAAGCAUCCUCUUCUAGUUACCAAUCCGCACUCCCUUGUACCCUUCUUGGAAGGAGAUUACUGCGUAUCUCCAGAGGUCAAUUUCUCCGAGUUGCCUUCUCCAAGACUCAUGCAGACGCACUUAACGCAUCAUUCUCUGCCGGUUUCCAUUAAGAGCUCGUCUUGUAAGAUUGUAUAUUGUUGUAGAAACCCUAAGGACUUGUUUGUUUCCAUAUGGCAUUUUGGGAGGAAACUUGCUCCAGAAGAAACAGCGGAGUACCCGAUUGAAACAGCGGUUGAAGCGUUUUGUAAAGGGAAGUUUAUUGGUGGACCGUUUUGGGAUCAUGUGUUGGAGUACUGGUACGAAAGCCGCAAGAAUCCGAACAAGGUCUUGUUUGUUACAUAUGAGGAGCUCAAGAAGCAGACUGAGGUGGAGGUUAAGAGAAUCGCGGAGUUCAUUGGAUGUGGUUUUACUGCUGAGGAAGAAGUGAGUGAGAUUGUGAAGUUGUGUAGCUUUGAGAGUUUGAGUAGUUUGGAAGUUAAUAGACAAGGAAAAUUGCCAAAUGGAAUAGAGUCUAACGCUUUCUUUAGGAAAGGAAAGGUUGGAGCAUGGAGAGAUACUUUGAGUGAAUCAUUGGCAGAGGUUAUAGAUAGAGCCGCUGAAGACAAGUUUGGAGGUUCUGGUCUGAAAUUUUCUUCUUGAAUCAAUCUUUAAGACUUGUUGUUAUGUUUUCUGUUUUCGCUUUGAUGAUGUUUCUUCAAUCUUGUGACUUUGUUGUUUUUUUCCUUGAGGGUUGAGUUUUUGUUGUUCUUCUUCUUGUACGAAUAAAAUGGAUAAUGUUUGUAUU